GGAUCCCAGGGCAACAGGUUCCUCUGUUGUUUUGAAAUGUCCUUUUGAAGCACAAGGAUGGUCCUGGCACCUAGUGCUGUUUCCUCAGAAUGGUAUGCACGGGUGGAAGAAAGCUGAGCUGUGGAGUUCUAGUUUAAAAUCAAAAGGCAGCAUCUCCCUCAGCAGCACUAGCUUUUUCAGGCAUCUUUAAAAUGCAGUGAGGGCAUAAAUGGAUUUUGUUUCCCUCUGGGUUUUGCAGAAAGCCAGGUAGUAUGGACCAAAACAUGGCUACAUACAAUAAAAAGUGGAUGCUAUAGAAGGAUGAGAGCCCUUGGCAUCUCCCAAUGGCAGCUGCUGUUGGUACAUGUGAUGAUGCCAGGCUGCAGGGCAGGAUUCCCUUGGAACAGAGCAUGGAAGGUGCUGCUGCUGCCUCUCUUCCUUUUGAGUGCUCCUCUGUCAUCUGGGAUGACAUUCAAGAGGGAUGAUGCUGAAGAUGAUGUUCAAAGUACCACGCACAAGGAGGCUGCUCCCACCGGUGCUGCACCUUCACUCCUGCCCUCUUCCUUCCAGGAAGCAAGGAAAGAGCAUCCAACACCUUCAGCAGCGCUGAAGGCUGCCGCCAACACUCCUGACUGCUGCUAGCCAAGGAAGAAAUCUUUUCCUGGAGAGAGACAUGCAGUGGCACGUGCAGCUUUUGCUUUCUGCUCAGCUGCAUCUCCAGCUGAGCAUCCACCAGCCAUUCUCCUGGCAGUAGGUAGAAGACCUGCCUCGUGGCCCGGCGUCUCUGCUCUUGGAAAGCCCUGCCAGCAGUCAGGAUGGCAGAGCUCUGCUGCAGAAAACAGAAGCAUUUUGUGGUUCAGUGCAGUCACAAAAACUGAAUGUUUGCGUUUGGUAAAGAUAGACCUACUGCUGUGGUUAAUGCGAGGCUUUAAGUUCAGGAGAGAUGAAAGUACUAAAAAAAGUGAAGUAGCAAAUAAGUACACAGGCCAUACGGCUUUCAGUCUUCAGGCUAAAGCACAUACGGUUACUGCCUUACUGCCAGUCCUCUUGGCAGAGCUGGGGGCUGUCUCUGCCCCACUGCUGAAGGACUUUGGAAACACCAUCCCUGGGGAAUGCAGGGGGAGGGAGGCAAGAGAGGAUGCUCAGGACACUGAUCUGGUCCUUGACACCUGCCAGCAGCCACACAGCUCAUUGAAAGGGUCAGCAGAAUAACCCCCCAUGCCUGGUGAGCCACAAAAUCAUCUCAGGAUUGGAGCAAAAUGAAGACCUAGAACUAAAUUUGUGCAUCCACUAAUCACCCAGAAACACAACUGCCCCAUUACCAGUAUCUGUGUCUCCCAGAACAGACUCCCUCCUGGAGAAAAUACCUCCGGGGAGCCCAGCCCAUGGGCUGACUCACAGAAACACGCCAGGCUGAGCCACUGCUUCCCAGAAGGUAAGACCAAGAGGCAGGAGCAAGCCCUGAUGCUCUGCCAAACCAUGAGUGCAGUAAAGCUCCUUAGCUGCCGCAGGGCACGGACCGCCCCAGACCUCCCUCCCCUUGCCCUGGCCUGUGCUUUGUGCAGCGGUACCCAGCGGGGAGGGACAACCCAUCACCUUGAAGCUGCACAUGCCCUGAGCUGCUGGUUUGUUUUGGACACUUGCAUGUGGACCUGCGCUUCACGAGGGGAUUAAAUCCCCCCUGUGGGACUCGAGUCUUGGUGUUACACCAGGAGCUGCGGCACCCCUACGAGGUGGGCUGACCUCGGCUCAGGUGUUUUCUUGAGCUACAGGAAUGAGGUUAGCUUUGACUGGCCAUCUUCCUUCUUCUGGGCCUGGAAAGCAGAGCUAGCUAGCAAAAUCCGCGUGGUGGGCUGGUGUGUUUCUCCAUAUGAAGUGCCUGGGGUACGAGGCUUAACUCCGAGCAGCGUGCUGGCAUGGGGCUUGACCAGGUGUAGCACAAAGGUGCAAUGUGGUAUUUUUGUGGUUUACUGACCCUGCUCAGCCUCGUUAGAGCUGCUUCUGCAAACAACCCUUUUCCCAGGGGUGAGGUCUGCCGUCUCUUUAAGCUUAUUCCCCAUCAACAGCCAGCAUCAGCUUUUGAAAGACAGGUCUCUGGGGCUGGAGCCCUUGGUGCAGAGGGCGAGGAGGGCUGCUCUGGCAGGAAGGAGCCGUGCCACAGGGCUGGCCCCUCUCUGGCCUGGUGAGCUGGCAGUGGCGUGGAAAGGAAGGGACCAGCGAGGUCUCGGCGAGCAGCAGAUUCCUGGACAGUUUGCAGAAGAGCUGCAGUUUUCAUCUUUGCUUUAGCAUGCUUGUAGGAAGACUAAGCUUAGUUACUUUCUAAAAACUCGCUUGCUUUUCCCCUUCUUGUUUUGAGCUAAUAUUCAGUUUCUGCCAUGCUCAGCCUGUCAGGCAUAAUUAGGAGGAAGGCUGGGUUUUGGCUUGACUGGAGGCCCAGGAUUUGGAGUGAUGGGUUUAACGGGAUCUUCAGCAGUGAGGUGCUGCUUGCACUCAUUUUUUUUGUCAGUUGUAUAAUGUGCAUGUCAUUUGCCAAACGUGUCAACCAGGAAAAACAGGCUCUUCCAUUACAUGCCUGCUCUGGAGCUUGCAGGCUCUGGUCCAUUUGCUUUAGCCUAUGCAUCGCUGCCAGCAGCGGCUGCUCUUCCCACCAGACAGAUGAGCUGGGUAGCAGUAGAUCCGAAGAGAGGCAAGUGUCUGCUGGUGGCUGGCAAGAUGCUGCAUUAGCACUAAUUACAUGCGAUUUUGUGCUAAUGAGGCUUACCCAGACCUGUCCUCGAUGCUGGCUGAUACACUAGCCGGAUAACUGCCUUUGUGGCUUCGUGCUGUUGAAAUGCUGUACUUCUUUGGUAGACUGCAAGUCUACCAAAUCUUGGUAGACUGGGGGAGGACAAUGCAGGCCCCACAGAGCGGAGCAGCUGUGAAGCCCUCACCACAAGCCCACAGCUCCUCUUGCAGCCCCAGAGACCAAGCGCCUGCAAGGCUGCAGCUGGGGUCUCAUCUCCGUGGGAGGGAGAACACAUUGCAUGCAAACUGGAGAAGAAACUGCAGAAAUUACUGGAGGAAAAAAAUACAAAUGCAAGGAGACAAGUCUGGCCACACUUGCUCCACCAUGCUCUUCACGCAUGCUUCCCCAUUUCUACCUUCUCCACCCUUCGCUCACCCUGAGCUCCUACCGCAGGUGGUGUUGGGUCUUUGCCUACACUGUGUCUCCCGUCCCUGUCUCUAACCCACGCCGUAGCCUUAACAGCUGCCUCCGCCUUUUCAUUUCCUUCUCUGAGCAGCAUCUUCACCAAGCUUUGCCCCCAGGCACUUGUUUGCUCUUUGAAGCUCUUAAAGGUCAGUGUAGCUCAGUGCUUGCAGACCUCAGGUGUGCGCUGGCUGCAUCUCAGUGCAAGGCUUCCUCCAGCGGGGUACGUCUAGCCUUGUAUUUUAAAGUCUUCAAGUGGCACACUGGUCCUCUCAACAGCCUUGCUGCUUGUCAUAAUUUAUUCCUCCAUGUUUCAAUCCAUCUUAGGUCCAUGUGGCUGAAUGUCUUCCUUUGAGACUGCUGCUGGGGACAAAGGACAUGGCCGAGGCACCCAAUGCCUUCUCACUGAGGCUGGCCUUCAGCAGCUCCAGGGCCUGCAGAAAGUCCACAGCAAGGAGGACUCUUUUGGUGGGAGAGGAUCAGGUGCAGAAUUUCAGGACACCCCCGUACACACAGCUGGAUGCAGACACCUCUGCUGAGCACCCAUACGAAUAUCUGUGAUGGCCAGGAGCAUGCUGGCCACAGCAAGGUCCUCUCCUUACCCAACUGCCCCAGCAUGCUACUGUCCACAUCAGUAAUUUUGUGGGCAGGACUCAGGAGUCUUUCCCCCUUCCCCUUGACUGUAGAGGGGUGGUAGUUUGUCUGCUCCGGCUUGGGGACCACAGAAGGGGGUGAGCAGCAGCAGCUGGUCCAUGCACAUGCUUGUUGCACCCUGGGCUUGGUCCUGCUGGGGAUGGAGGGCUCUCCAACCACUAUCUGCAACAGGGGUGCUGAGUUCAACCAGCAGAUGCAAUUUAUUUUUCAUCUGCUCACUUCUGAUUUCUGCCAGAGACCAACGAUUGCCCCUUUGUGACUUAGGAGUUGCAGCAGUGUGGGACUGGGAAAAGAGAAGGACCUGGGGUUCUGCUUUUAGACACCCUGCAGUAUGAUUUUCACAUCUGCUGAUGGUCACCCGCUGCUCUUAUCUCUCUCCAACCACAAUAAGCUGCACUGGCCCGAAGCAGCGAGUGUGCAAAUUCUUCCUCACAGCCAAUAUUUACAGGGUUUUGUGCUGCUCUAUUUGCUGUUUGGUCUCUUCCAGCCCCUCAGAAGGUGCAGGGUGCAACACAAGUGACAGAAAAGACAGCUAAGCGCUAGUGGAAAUGUGCCUUGUUUUUUCAUUCAGUUUAUCUAAGGUUAAGUUGAGAAUAUGUUUUUAAAGUUUCCUUCCAGCAGCCUGGAAGGAUUAAUGUGGCCAGAAUAGCAUGACUGAUAAAAACUACUCUUUGGAGCAAUUAAAUGAAGAGGUGCAUGUGGAUGAUGGGGACAUGGUGGGAACAGGGGUUGGGCAACACUCAUCUACAGUAGCUCACCUUUCCUGCAAGGAAAUGAAAUAACCUGUCUGAAGAACAGAAGCUGCAUCCUGCAGUGGGUGAAUGGUUGCACAUUGAUGCAUCCAUUGCAGCUGCCAAGGGCUACCCAAGAAAUGUGCUGCUCCAGGGAAGGAACGUCCCUGGGGAAAGGACACAGUUGCAUUUUCCAGCUCAAAUCUUGUGCCUGUGCUUUUGCACUGCUUGCGGUUGCUUUUAGCUUCUCAGACAUCCCAAGCUCAUGCAAAAUGCAUGCAGGAUGCAGCAGCCCAUUGCUGUGAUGGCAAAAAGCCAAUGGGCUUGUGAUAUGACCCCGCAAAUACCCGGCCCUGCAUUGAGGAACCGAGCAGAUGGGAGCAGAGAACCUGCGCUCUGCUGGGCACAGGGUAAACGAGAAGUUAAACUAAAUGCACAGUUGGCAACAAAACAUUGUGAAAGGCAGAACCUGAGUGGGAGCAGCCUCCCCUCUAACACAAACACCAAAAACAUGUUUGGCAUAAGUUUGUACCAACCUAGUUGUAAGCUCCACUCAUCUUAAAGGUCAUUGUCCUUCCUGUCCGAAAAGGUCCGUCCAGCCCCUGGGCCUGCAGGUGGACGACAGUCGCUGCCUGGGCUCCAGCCUGGGGCUAAGCAGCCCUUCUCAGGGUGUAGGAAGCUGCUGCAGUCAGCAGAAGUGGCAGAUUACAGCACGAGGAACAUCAGAACCCUAAGCCGGUGUGCAAGGUGCAGCUAGGUUUUGUGGUGGUGAGAAAUGAGAAACAACCCACUGUCUCUCUCUCGGAUAACCGCAGGGAGCACUGGGGACCUCCCAGGGAGAAAACGCACAAAGCCAGCAUCACCCAGGCAAAAUCAAACUGGUAAUACCAGCUGCAGCUGAGAUUGUGUGCGGAAUGGUGUCAGGAAUAAAUUUGUAGAUGGAUGCCGCAAAAGGAAGACCAAGGGGGGAAAGUAAUUACAAGCACAUUUAUUUGGAAGGAGACAGGUGGAGAAAGAAAGGGUCAAGAAAUGGGAAAAGGGAUGGCAAGGGCAGCAUCGGGCUGAGCACGGCAUACGGGUCAGGCGGGAGGUGUGGGCUGGGUGCUUUCCCUGGCUGAUGGAGCCAGCAGGUGUCACCGUGUUGGUGCUCUGGACCCGAUGACAUCUGUAUUCACCCAGUUUUUCCUAAUGCUUAACACACAGUGGUCGUGUCCCAGACACAUCUUGCUCUGGUUUUGGUGGUCCAUGGGAGUCAGACAGGGCCAGCCGCGCUCGGCAGGGCAGGAAAGCUUUCCCCUGCGCUCUGGGGCCAAGCUCAAACCUUCCCAAGUCUCUCAUCCCCCUGCUCUCCUGUCUAGAGCAUGAAAUUUGGUCCCCAGGUGCUCCUCUGAUCCCAGGAGUGUCUCCCCCUUAAACUAGAAUUGCCUUUGCAGAAAGCUUGUGGGACAUGGAUGAUCCCAGUCUACACCUGCCUUGCUGGAGGAAAAAGGCACUUGCAGUGGGACAAGUGUUUUGGAGCUCUGUCUGAGCCCCUGGCCACUGCUAGGAACAGGCUGGAGGAUGAGUUGAACCUCUGCUCUGCUCAGGCCACUGGGCUCCUCUCCCAGGGACAGGAUGGAAGAUGAUAGAGCUGUAAGAAAGGGACAGGGAUGGAUCUUCUGGACUCAGACCAUGGAGAUGAUCAGGGACAUCCCCUGUAACUCAUACUGCUGUGAGAACUGACAUAGGAAAGUUCUCCUAGAAGCAGAGUUGGAUGAGUUAUUCCCCCUGGUUUGGCCUGGCAAUCAAGCUCAGCAUUUCUUGGAGGGGGACCACUUCUGGGGUGCAUUGCAGCUCUGCCCCGGCAGAAAGGCCGUCCGGGCUCUGAGCGCCAGGAGCCGGCCGUGCAGGCAGUGAGCAGGCAGCUCUGCCUGCCCACGCUGCCCACUCGCAGCGCCGGGGAGUGGCCAGCACCGAUGAGCACGGGGGCAAGAGCGGGCAGCUGCUGCCCGACAGCGGGAGCCUCCCGGGAAGGGUCCGCGGGGAGGAGCAGUCGGCAGGAACACAGUGAGGCUGGAGCCAGACCAGACUGGGACCAUCCACCGCACUGCCCUCGUCAGCGUCAGAAAUCCGGUCCUGACAACUGUGGAACUCCUCACACGAUGCUGACGUGCCGUUCUGCAAAGCUGCUGGGGACCAGCUGGCUGCUCCUUGCAGCUCAGCUUCCUUUCCCCUGCCAUCCAGGGCUGCUGGUGCCUUUGCAACAAGCCAUAGAAGCGGUGGGACCCCUCGAGAGAAAAGAUGCUGCUGUGGGAUCCUCGGUGCUGCUUCCUGGGCCGGAAAACAUCACGCACAUCUACUCCAUGCAGUGGGAGUACCUCAAUGGCACUAGCUCCCGCACCAUCCUGCAGUACUACAGGGGGUCUCACAACACUGCCAUCCACGUGCCCUAUGCAGGACGAGCCAUUUUCCAUCCAGCCAAUGGAUCUCUCUUGCUGGAGGAUGUCCAGGAAAGCGACAGUGGCAUCUACAAAGUGACUGUCAACGUGGGAGACAGGGAGAGCCUGAGAAUCCUGCUGGAAGUCCUCAAGCCCGUGACUCGCCCUCAGCUCCAGAGCAGUGCUCUCGUGGCCCGGGCCACCGGCAUGGUCCUCUGUGAGGUGAUGGAGGGCAAGGUGGACACCAUCACUUGGAAGAAGGAUGGGCAGCCCAUUCCCUCAGACAGAGGUUACCACCUCUCCAACAGCCUCAGCAUUUUGUACCUGAGGUCAGCAAAGAAGUCAGACUGUGGCUCCUACUCCUGCAACGCCAGCAAUGGGAUAAGCUGGCAAGAAACCUCCCUGAACGUCACCAUUGCAGGUCUCUCCCCUCCCUUGCAGGACGCCCUGAGGGUUGCAGUGGUUGCCGUGGUCUUUGCUGCCGUCUCAGGAUGGGGAUUAAUUUUUCCUGUCUGCCAGUCUGACAAGCUAAGAAUAAGGGGGGAGCUGUGGAGAUGGCUCAGCGCCUACACCUGCGGGCUGGUGUGCAUCGCCUCCAUCCUGGCAGGCACCGCCGGGAUCCUCUGGAUGCGAGAGGAAGGCCCUUCUAUUGCAAUCAUAUUGCCAGAGAUCGCCCUUACAUACGUGAUCGUGGUAACCUUCCUGGUCUCUGCCACCGUGACCUUCCAGCCUACAAAGCUCAUCCAACUGAAAAGUAAAACAGCACAGCGCACGAUGGGCUAUGCUGCUCCUGGAGGAGUGGUUUCGGUGGUGCUGACGACCAGCUUCCUCAUAAAAAACAUCCACCAUCGCCACGAAGAAGGAUGCACCGAGUUCGUGGACUUGACCAUCCUCACGGUCAGCACAGCGGCCGUGUCUGCCCUCCCGCUCCUUGCCAUCUUCCUCUCCUAUCACACGACUCAGGGGUGGCUGAAGGAACGUGACUCCGGCUGGGUGGAGAAGGCAAGGUCCUUUGAAAUGUCUCAGCCCAGCAGCAGGGAUGCUGUUCCCACCUGUUAGAGGUUUGUCGGGGUGUUUCUCGCUUGGUUGAGUCAACCCAAUCUUUCUUCCUAGUUUAAUGGGUUUAGGGCUCUCUGUUUCAGUGGGUUGGAACUUCUGUGACACCUCUAAUAAAGGGCAAUGAACUCGU
This is a messenger RNA of Falco peregrinus (peregrine falcon), 8157 nucleotides long. RefSeq lists its product as uncharacterized. Lineage: Eukaryota; Metazoa; Chordata; Aves; Falconiformes; Falconidae. The record is from RefSeq and is a predicted model, not a curated record. Bases 6507 to 8027 code for a protein of 506 amino acids. The transcript has 12 exons.